Messenger RNA from Fusarium proliferatum ET1, 1401 nucleotides. RefSeq lists its product as uncharacterized. The record is from RefSeq and is a predicted model, not a curated record. Gene Ontology annotation, molecular function: aspartic-type endopeptidase activity. Lineage: Eukaryota; Fungi; Ascomycota; Sordariomycetes; Hypocreales; Nectriaceae. Bases 1 to 1401 code for a protein of 466 amino acids. The transcript is spliced from 2 exons. Gene Ontology annotation, biological process: proteolysis.
AUGAAGUCUACUCAACUAUCCCCCUUGCUUUUGUCUUUGUUGCCACUCACUCAAGGAAUUUCUCUCAACAGGAGAGACAAUGGCCUCGAGCCUCGUGUUAUGAGCGUCGAGAUCCAGAGGCGGACAAUACCUGAUCCUAUUUCCAAUGAUCGAAGACGUCUUCGCAAGCGAGACGGGACGAUAGAAAUUGGUAUUGACAAUGAACAAUCUCUAUACUUCCUCAAUGCAUCAUUGGGAACGCCACCUCAAGAUUUCCGCCUCCAUCUCGACACUGGAAGCAGUGAUCUAUGGGUCAAUGCUGAAGGCUCAAAACUAUGUUCUACUCACGCAAAUAUAUGCAGCGAGUCUGGACUAUAUAGCCCCAACAAGUCGUCGACUUAUGAGUACUUGAACAGCGACUUCAACAUCUCCUAUGCCGAUGGCUCUGGUGCUUCCGGAGACUAUGCUACCGAGACAUUCCGCAUGGGUAGUGUAAAGCUUGAGGAUUUACAGUUUGGUAUCGGAUAUGUUACAUCUGACAACGAAGGCGUCCUUGGUAUUGGAUACAAGAGCAACGAGGCUCAGGUCGGCCAACUCAACCGAGACGCCUACGAUAACUUGCCGGCCAAGUUGGCUUCCAAGGGCCUCAUCGCUUCUAAUGCUUACAGCUUGUAUCUGAACGACCUCGAAUCUGCCACUGGAACCAUCCUAUUUGGAGGCGUGGACCAGGAGCAGUACACCGGCGAUCUAGUCACUCUCUCUAUCAACAAGAUGAAUGGCGAGUUUUCCGAGUUCUCCAUCACACUACAGAGCGUCAGCGCAGACUCAGAAACCAUCGUUGACAACCUCGACCUCGCUGUUAUCCUCGACUCUGGCUCAACACUGUCAUAUCUCCCAGCCACACUUACAUCAGACAUAUACGACAUUGUUGGCGCUCAGUACGAGGAGGGCCAGUCUGUGGCAUACGUUCCCUGCGAUCUUGGAAACGAUUCCGGAAACUUGACGUUCAAGUUCAAAGACCCAGCAGAGAUCUCAGUGCCAUUGAGUGAGCUGGUUCUCGACUUCACCGACGUGACAGGGCGUCAACUAUCCUUCGACAAUGGCCAAGCAGCCUGUACCUUUGGGAUAGCACCCACCACAGGAGACAUUUCUAUCUUGGGUGACACGUUUCUCAGAAGCGCCUAUGUUGUUUUCGAUCUUGACAAUAACGAGAUCUCACUAGCACAGAGCAACUUUGACGCUACAAAAUCCCAUAUCCUCGAGAUCGGUACCGGAAAGAAUGCUGUUCCUACUGCCACUGGCAGUGGUUCUUCUGAUAACAAGGAAAAUGCCGCUGCGUCACUUUCACCAUUAGGAGCCGACGCAGCUAUUUCUAUGGUUGCUGGGGCCUUUGCCCUCGGGUUUGCUUGGAUGCUUAUUUAA